AGUGACGCCCACAUGCGGAAGUUAGUCUGCCACUGAUGGCGUGAGAGCUGUGCUGUGUUUCUUUAGCGCAUCAUAACCUGAAUCGUUUUAAAUUUCACAGAAGUAAUAUGUUUUAAUGUUCAGAUAUCAUUAUGAGCGGUAUCUGCAGGGAGGUUGUGACACUUCACCUGGGACAUUAUUCUAACUUCAUCGGCACACACUGGUGGAAUCUGCAGGAUGCGGGUCUGUGUUAUGACCCGGAUUCACCCCCGGGUGAGCUACAGAGUGAUGUGUUGUUCAGAGAGGGUCGCACUCUGGGCGGUCAAGUCACAUACACCCCCCGACUCAUUGCCAUGGACCUGAAGGGAAGUCUUCAGACGCUGCGACAGGAGGGCAGUUUGUAUGAAACAGAGCAUGAAGAUGCAACAUUUACAUGGGAAGGACAGAUUAUGACCCAUAAAGAAAGCCCAACAAGCAAAAACUCUUUCCUACAAGAUCUCAACAGUCUUGAUAUGGGGAGUUUUCCAGCUCAGUCAGACUUUUCCGGUCCAGGUCACUGCUCAGUAACCAGAGGAAAAGCUGCUGUUGCCAUGGAGACCGUUAACAGCUGUCUGGACCGGAUACAGAAAUCCUAUAGGCUGGAGGGAAGUGUGAGGGUGUGGUCAGAUUUCCUGAGGAUUCACCUUCAUCCGCGUACCAUUUCUGUCAUUAACCAGUUUAAUCAUGAUGGUGAAUCGGAGCGCUUGGAGGCGUUCGGUCAGGGAGAGAUGCUCUUACAGCGCUCAGUGUUAGAAGAUCUGGAGGACCGACUGCAUUUUUUUACUGAAGAAUGUGAUUAUCUGCAGGGAUUUCAGGUGUUGUGUGAUCUUGCUGAUGGGUUUUCAGGCUUGGGUUCAAAGGUGACAGAGAUGUUGCAGGACUCUUAUGGAGGUCGUUGCAUCCUUACUUGGGGCAUGAGUCCUGUCAGUCAUUCAGACAAGAGCUCCAUAAAGGACGUGUUUCAUAUGAUAAACAGUGCAUUAGGUACUGUCAGUAUGGCCAAUCACAGCUCAUUCUUUUGCCCUUUGACCCUUCGUGGGGGCCUGGGGAGACGCCCACCUCCACCCGUGAACUUUCCACUACUUAACUAUGAUCCGACGCUGUGGUAUCACUCCAGCGCUGUUUUAGCUCUUGCAUUGGAUGCUAUGACUGUGUCGUAUCGACUGAGACAGAACAGCGCUCCCAUGUGGCAUCUUUCAGACGCUCUCACCGCCUCAGGGAGGAAGGUUGUUUCAGCUUAUGGGUCCGUUCCGUUUCCCAUGAUGCACGGCAGCUGUCUCCCGGAUGCCCUUGAUGCUUUUGCUAAUGGGUUGCCAUGGAAACCCCUGUCGGCUUGCCCAGAGCUCGGUGAUGGAUGCUGUUUUGGUCAAUCGGUGACGCUCAAAGGCCUUGAGGGACAGAGUUUAGUCAGUCCUCUGCUGCCUGGCAUAGAGCCGUCCAGUCCUCUGCACUAUGAGCGCUGUGGUGAAGAUGUGUUGGCAACAUACAUUCAGCAACAUUACCCAUCAACCCCACUGGCGGUACAGCUGGUGCCCAGCCCCAGUAAGCUUACAGCUCCUUUCCCUCAGAUGUUCAGUCCAGAUCUGAGUUCACAGGGUUUCCUCCAAAACCAGUCUGCACCUGCCGGCUCCGCUGCUCAUUCAGUGUCUAGUGUUCCUGUAUUAACGUCUCUGCAGUCCAGUCCGGCCGUGGGUCUUCAGCUGUCUGAGUUACAGAAAUCAUGUGCUGCACUGGAUAUACGCCGCAUGGCUCCAAGUUUCCUCUCUCACGGUCUUGAGUUCAGUGAGCUGACUGAAGCCAUGGAGCAGCUCGGCAAUCUCGCACACUGCUAUCGCCCGGACCGGCUUCAAUCUUCAUCAGAUGACGAUGAUGACUAAGAGAUUAUAAAGUAAUGCUGUACUGUCAUAAGAGGGAGGUUCAGUCAUGUCUCAAUAGAUCGUUUCUGGUGAAGGAGCUUAACAGGGAGUUCACCCAAAGUUGUGUCAUCAUUUUCUCAUCCUCAUGUUGAUCUAAACCUGUAUGAGUUUCUUUAUUCUGUUGAGCACAAAACAAGAUAUUUUGAUAAAUGGUGGUAAGCACACAGUUUACGGUACCCAUUCACUUCCAUAGUAUUUGAUUUUAUCCUACUAUGGACGUCACUGGGUACCAUCAACUGUAUCUUGUUUUUGUUCAACAGAAUAAAGAAACUCAUACAGGUUUAGAUCAACAUGAGGUUGAUGACAGAAUUUUGACUUUUGGAUGAACUAUCUCUAGCUUGUUCCCAUUUAUGGGCUGUGAAUCCACUGAAUGCUCAAGAGCUGAAAUGAUUCAAGAGAAAGAUUGAGGAGACAGAAGAGAUGGAGGUGAACGUGUGACCUCGAUUGUGCUUUCAAAUAUCUGCAGGUUAAUGGUGGAAAUGAGUUCUCACAUCACUCGUGAAUAAAGAAACAAAAGUCUGAGAGAUAUGUAGAUAAAGAAAGUGAAUGUUUUCAUGUGUGUCUGUAAGUUAACGGUUAAUGUUUAUUAUUAAAAUGUUGCAGAGCUUCAUGUUUCAUAAAACUAUUUUAUUUUCUUUGACUGUUUCUGUUGUGUGCUUGAAGAAAUACACAUUUAUAACACAACUGAGACUUUUU
Paramisgurnus dabryanus is the source of this 2630-nucleotide messenger RNA. It is a transcript of the gene msto1, whose product is annotated as misato mitochondrial distribution and morphology regulator 1. The record is from RefSeq and is a predicted model, not a curated record. Gene Ontology annotation, biological process: mitochondrion organization. Gene Ontology annotation, cellular component: mitochondrion; cytoplasm. NCBI's taxonomy places the organism in Eukaryota, Metazoa, Chordata, Actinopteri, Cypriniformes, Cobitidae.